This is a messenger RNA of Musca vetustissima, 786 nucleotides long. RefSeq names its product ficolin-2-like. The record is from RefSeq and is a predicted model, not a curated record. Lineage: Eukaryota; Metazoa; Arthropoda; Insecta; Diptera; Muscidae. Bases 1 to 786 code for a protein of 261 amino acids. The transcript is spliced from 3 exons.
AUGGAACAGGUAGUGAUAGAUAGCAAAAACUUGAUAUCUGCAAAUAUAAUAUCUCCAAAUAAUGAAAGUUUGAUCUUUUUUGACAUUCAUGAGCAAUUAAAUGAGCUGGAACUAAGUUUUACAAGCACUCAACAAAUGUUAGAGGAAACCCAACAGAAUUUAACCCAAUGUUUAAAUGGAAAUCCUCAAAUCUACGGAUUUUUACAGAAUAUACAUAAACUAGAGAUGAGUGUAAAAGAAAUACGAGAAAAUAUCAAAAAACCGAAUGACAUUGUCAUACAAAGACGAAUGGAUGGUUCCGAAGAUUUCUAUCGUACCUGGGCCGAAUAUAAACAGGGAUUUGGUAAUAGUUCUGGAGAAUUUUUCAUUGGUCUAGAUAAAUUGAACGAACUUACCAAUUCACGUCCCUAUGAGCUGCUGAUUGUCAUGGAAGACUGGGAAAAUGAUAGACGUUUUGCUCGCUAUGAUGAAUUUAUAAUUGGCACAGAAGCGGAAAAGUAUGUCCUCAAAGUAUUGGGAAAAUACAGCGGAUCGGCUGGUGAUGGAUUGUCAUUUGCACGAGGUAUGAAAUUUAGUACGAAGGAUCACGACAAUGAUGAGUCGAGUUCUAACUGUGCUGUUAAAUACACUGGAGCUUGGUGGUAUGAAAAAUGUCACGACAGCAAUCUGAACGGAAGUUAUUUAAGAGGCAAAAAUACCAAAUCUGGCCAAGGCGUUGUAUGGUAUCAAUUCAAAGGAAGUGAUUAUUCGUUCAAGUUUGUUGAAAUGAUUCUACGUCCUAUUUAA